This is a messenger RNA of Prunus mume (Japanese apricot), 2695 nucleotides long. The record is from RefSeq and is a predicted model, not a curated record. Lineage: Eukaryota; Viridiplantae; Streptophyta; Magnoliopsida; Rosales; Rosaceae.
AUGGUUCUGCUGCUGCAAACCAGGCUAGCUUUCUUUCUAGCACUCUGUGUACUCUUCCUUAGCAGCAGCACAGCGGCAGACGACUCAGCUGUGAUGUCGAAGCUUGCAGAAGGCCACAAGAACACACCCGAAGACUGGUCAACAGGCAAAACCUACUGCGACUGGGAGGGGAUCGAAUGUGUCGGAAACAGAGUCGCCUCCGUCAAUUUAUCCUCCAUGUCUCUCUCUGGCUCUCUCCCUUCAAAUCUCAACUCUCUCACUCACCUCACCACCCUCUCACUCCAAAGCAACUCUCUUUCUGGCCCCUUUCCUUCUUUAGCCAACCUCUCUUCUCUCCAAGAGAUCUAUCUGGACAACAACAAUUUUUCUUCCAUUCCUUCUGGGUGUUUUCAAGGCCUCUCAAACUUGCAGGUUUUGAGCAUGAGCCAAAACAUCAAUCUUGAUCCAUGGGUUUUCCCCACUGAGCUCAUUCAAGCUUCAAGCUUGGUCACUUUAGCUGCAGGUAAUGCAAACUUCUAUGGGUCUUUGCCUGAUAUCUUUGAUUCCUUUCCAAACUUGCAAAGUCUGAGGCUUUCUUACAAUAAUUUUUCUGGGUUUUUGCCCAAAAGCUUUUCUGGAUCUGGGAUUCAAAACCUCUGGCUUAACAAUCAGCAAUUUGGGUUAUCUGGUACGAUUGAAGUUUUAUCAAACAUGACCCAGUUAAACCAGGUUUGGCUCCAUAAGAACCAAUUCACUGGUCCGAUCCCAGACAUCUCAAAGUGUAAAGCUUUGUUUGAUCUUCAGCUUCGUGAUAAGCUGUUAACUGGCAUUGUGCCAGCCACAUUGAUGUCCUCAACUGCCAUACAAAAUGUUUCUUUGGACAAUAACAAGCUGCAGGGUCCUCUGCCUGUGUUUGGGUCCAAUGUGAAAGCCACAUUUGAUGGUACUAAUAGCUUCUGCCUAACCAAACCAGGACCUUGUGAUCCGCAGGUCAACACUCUGCUUGAGGUUGCAGGGGCUUUGGGGUACCCAAUUUUGCUUGCUGAGUCUUGGGAAGGAAACAAUACUUGCGAUGGAUGGAGCUUCAUUGUUUGUGAUACGCAAGGAAAGGUUAUCACUGUGAAUUUUGAGAAGAAGCAUUUCACUGGGAUCAUUUCGCCUGCAUUUGCUAAUUUGACAUCUUUGAAAAAUUUGGUGUUGAAGAAUAACAAUUUGACCGGGUCGAUACCGGCUAGCUUGUUAACCUUGCAGCAGCUUCAGCUUCUUGAUUUUUCCAAUAACAAUCUUUUUGGGGAAAUUCCGAAAUUCCCAGAUACGGUGAAGUUAAUUACAACAGGCAAUGUCUUGAUUGGGACUACUCCGAGCUCUGGAGGUGGAGGAGGAGGAACUCCAUCCGGGUCUGGUUCGAAUGGAACUACACCCAAUGGGAGUCCGGCUCCGGCAUCAGGUGGUUCUUCAGUGUCUCCUGGUAUGAUUGAUGGUAUAGUUUUUGCUGUUGUUAUUUUCAUUUUGGUGCUUUUUUUUGUGUCCAUCAAAUGUUAUGAAAAUAAAAAGCAUAUUGUAAGGAUAGUGGAUAGUGAAAAUGGGUGCAAUGGAAUCCCAAGUGAUAAAACAGGCCUUCAUCUUUCUGAGGGUGGAAAUGUUGCAAUUUCGAUCGAAGUUCUUCGAAAAGUGACAAACAACUUUAGCGAGGAUAAUAUAUUGGGGAGAGGAGGAUUUGGAGUUGUUUACAAAGGUGAAUUGCAUGAUGGGACUAGAAUUGCUGUUAAAAGGAUGGAAUGUGUGGCAGUGAGCACUGAAAGAAUGAAUGAGUUCGAGGCAGAAAUUGCAUUCCUAGCUAAGGUCAAGCAUAGGCAUCUAGUUUCUCUUUUAGGAUACUGCAUCAAUGGAAAUGAGAGGCUUUUGGUGUACGAGUACAUGCCACAAGGAACAUUAACACAGCACUUGUAUAAUUGGCGUGAGAACGGCGUACCUCCUCUUACUUGGAGGCAGAGAAUCACAAUAGCAUUGGAUGUGGCAAGAGGAGUUGAAUAUCUGCAUGGCUUAGCUCCACAAAGUUUCAUUCAUAGAGACUUAAAACCCUCUAACAUUCUUCUAGGGGAUGACAUGAGGGCCAAGGUGGCCGACUUUGGCUUGGUAAAACAUGCCCCUGAUGCGAAUUCUGUUGAGACUCGGGUAGCAGGGACGUUCGGUUAUCUUGCACCAGAAUAUACAGCUACCGGACGAGUGACGACAAGAGUAGAUGUUUAUGCAUUUGGAGUGGUGUUGAUGCAACUUUUGAGUGGGAAGAAGGCCUUAGAUCAUACAAUUCCAGAUGAAAGGUCUCUCUUGGUUAUAUGGUUCCGCAGAUUCCUUAUUAAGAAGGAAUACAUUCCAAAGACUAUUGACGAAACUCUUAAGAACCAUGAUGAGGAGACAAUGGAGUGUAUAUGCAAAGUCGCUGAGCUAGCAGGACAUUGCACUGCUCAUAAUCCAUUCCAAAGACCAGAGAUGAGCUAUGUGGUCAACAUCCUGGCUCCUCUGGUUAGGAAUUGGAAGCCUACCAGUCAUGAAGAAGAAGAAAAGUAUGGCAUUGAUCGGCACAUGAGCCUUCCUCAAGGAUUGGAAUGGCAAGCCAAUGAAGAUGCUUCUGAUGUUGAAGUCUCUUGGCUUACCAGAAUUCCCAGAAGUUUAAGUUGUUAGGAUUUUGGACCAUCAAUUAUUUUAUAUUCUAUCA